AUGUCUAGAUCAAAUCCUUUUCGCCCUAGAAAUCAGGGCAAUCCCGCAGAUCCAUUGCCUACCAACUCGGGCACUUUUGUCCCUGUUUUGCCUCCCAAGCCUUUAUCCACUCCACCUAUAGCCCUGAACGAUCAACGCGGGAAGUCGUCUAUAUCGCUCGAACGCGAGGUAGACGACUCGAGCUCCUCGGACGAAGAGACAAACCCGUUCAAUCUGGUUGUGUCUGCGACCGAUAGUGAGGAGGAAAGCAAUCGGCACAAGAGCCCAGCUCCCUAUGAGAUUGAUCGACCGGAAUCUCUUGGGUCAGCUCCACACCAAGCUCCAUCAGCAGAUGGGUCCCCAAUAUCACCCGACCACAACAUGCGGUCUGCAAUAGCUGCAGACAGCUCCUAUGCAGGACGUCCUGCAGCACGGUUGUCUCUAGAGCUUGACGGAAGCAGCCCCCUCGGCCGAGUCAAAGACAAGAAGCCGCCGCCUCCGCCUAGGAGUCAUCACGGCCGCAGAAUUGGCUCUACAGCCACCGCAGAAUCCUCCCAGACCGUCCGGUCUCGGUCUACUAACCGUCUGUCAACCUAUGGCUCCUCUGGGAAUGUUACGCCCGGCGCCUCGCAUCCCAGCUCGGUAUCUCUAUCAGCGACUACGGACUAUUUCUCGGUCCCUGAAGCGACAGGGUCGACGGACUCGCUUCAGCGCAGCCAGUCUCAGCAUAAGCGUCCUCCGACGCCACCUCUCAGUCGACGGCACAGCCAGAUGCGGAGAUCCAAGUCUAUACAGUCCAAAACUAGCAGCAGAUUAAAUAUUUCUUACGACUCGGAGAGCAAUGAUAGCUCUUUGCCUCCCAGUCCGGGCCCUUCCAGUCGGGCACCGGAAAACAAGAGAAUCAGCAUGCCUCCGUCAUCAUCGGGAGAUUUCCAGGCGACUGCCCCGUUGGGAGAUAUCUCGCUGAACCUGUCUCCCCCACUAACUCCAGACCAUCAUCACUGA
Penicillium verrucosum is the source of this 984-nucleotide messenger RNA. RefSeq lists its product as uncharacterized. The transcript has 2 exons. The record is from RefSeq and is a predicted model, not a curated record. Lineage: Eukaryota; Fungi; Ascomycota; Eurotiomycetes; Eurotiales; Aspergillaceae. Bases 1 to 984 code for a protein of 327 amino acids.